AUGUCUCGGAAUCGUCCUCGACCUCGCGACAAUGGUUUAGGGAACAACGAGGAAAUGGAGCUGUGGACUCGCAUAUGCCAGGACAUCCGCAAGUCAAAGGAGAAGUUCGACCAACAAGCUUCUCUAUCUGUGCAGAUCAAAACCCUGGUAGACAGGAUUACCCGUGAUGGCAGUAAGUGUGCCCUUUCAUUUCAUGCGCUAGCUCGAUCCAACUCAUCGAUUACCUCCCCCGCAUUGGAUUUCGCGAGAGUCUUCCAAUACAAGGCAGCUAAGAUUUCAUCCUCGAAAGGACCCACUAUGAACGACCACGACCAACUUGACGCAUGGCUGCGCCAAAGUCAGAAACUCAGUGAAGAGGAGCGGGCGAUCAUGCAGGAUGAGCCUUGCGACGUGAUCAAGAACCUCGAACUCCUCACCGCGCUUCGGAGAGCGUCCGAAGCCGAAGCCCCCCGGUCCGAUAUGGAUAGCUCAGCUGCCGACUCCCCAAGUGCCUCAGGCGCCGAUAAGUCGAAUCGCUCCAAGGGUGGGGUCCCGCGUAGCGCGAGCGUGUCAAGCACUCAAGCACGCGAGAGCCGCGGUGAGGGUGUGGCAGUCAAGAUCGAAGAAGGAAGCGAGGGAACCAAGGGAACUGCGGCCGAGCGAAGUGGGAUUCUCCAGGUUGGUGCACAGGUUGUAUUCAAGCACAAUAAGAAUAAGCAGGGUGUGGAGGGGGAGGGUAUUCAGUGUAUCAUCAAGAACAUCUCUGGCGAGGGACAUAAGAAACGAUGGUACGAGGUCCAAGACCCCGAGCCGAAUGAGAAUGGCGAGCAGGGUGCUGUCUACAAGACAACCGCAUCGUCUCUCAUUCCAAUCCCACCGAUGGGAUCCUCGAUGUCUGCUUUUCCAGUUGGCAAACAGGUCCUUGCCAGGUACCCUGAUACCACCACGUUCUACCGCGCGGAGGUGAUGGGGGCGAAGAAGGAGGCUUAUCGCCUCAAAUUUGAGGGAGAGGAAGAUGACAAGGAGAUGGAAGUUGACCGUCGCUACGUCUUGGACAUUCCAACCAAGUAG
Penicillium maclennaniae is the source of this 1050-nucleotide messenger RNA. RefSeq names its product SAGA-associated factor 29 family protein. The record is from RefSeq and is a predicted model, not a curated record. NCBI's taxonomy places the organism in Eukaryota, Fungi, Ascomycota, Eurotiomycetes, Eurotiales, Aspergillaceae. Bases 1 to 1050 code for a protein of 349 amino acids. The transcript is spliced from 3 exons. Gene Ontology annotation, cellular component: SAGA complex.